Molecule: messenger RNA, 1333 nt
Organism: Thamnophis sirtalis
Lineage: Eukaryota; Metazoa; Chordata; Lepidosauria; Squamata; Natricidae
Source: RefSeq, a predicted model, not a curated record
AUUCCAAAUUUUUUUACAAAACUGUGCUAAAGUGAUAUAUAAAUUUCAUUUAUGUAAUUAACAGGGAACACGUCAAGUUGGAAGAGCUAUAAUCCAGAAACCACGUUCUCGAUUAGCUCUUAGUGGUAUAGGUAAACACAAGACCGUAAGUCCAAUCCAGAGAAAAAGGAAGCUAAAAGCAGUGAUGCAGCUGGGCCGAAUAGCGGUCAGUGCUCACAGGCCAGCCACAACUGAAGCAGCACCAUCCCCAUGGAAAAAAGCCAAGAUCUUCCCAAUGAUGUUACAAAAAGGAGGAGGUAAAGAUUCAGAUUAUGUCAAGCUGAUGGCAGCACAGCAAGCAGAUGGAGAAGACAGUAAGGUUAUUAAGGGAAGCCCUUUCCAGAAAUCAGCAGGUGAAGGACCAUCUUCAAAGAAGCUUGGCCGUAAAUUUAAACGUGCUAGUGUUUUGAAGAAAGGUCUGGAGCAUGGCACCUCUGAGGAAGUAAGUGAAUCCGAAUCCAAAUCGGGAAUCUCAAUUAGUGUCACAGCAGAAAGUGAAUCUGAAGUUAGUGAUUAUGGAAAAAAGAAAGAAUUAACAUCCUCUACUAAGACAACAUCGUCUUCUAAGACAACAUCAUCUUCUAAGACAACAUCAUCUUCUAAGACAACAUCUUCUUCUAAGACAACAUCAUCUUCUAUGACAACCUCAUCUACUAAGUCAACAUCCUCAUCCUCAUCGUCAACAUCAUCAGAAAGCAGUUCUUCAGCAUUUCAAUCUGAUAAAGAUUAUUUGAAAGUUACCUUAGACCAAGAUGAAGCUACCGAAAGCACGGUGGACUCCGAUGAAGAACAUUCCGAUUCAGCUGGCUCCACCUCAAGCAGCGACUCAGAAGAUGGGACAAUCAAUUCCCAGAGCAAAGUUUCUGACAUUGUAGAAGAAGGUGAUACAGAAUCAAACAUCUCAUCGUUGAUGCAGAGUUCCAUCAGCAGUCAAGUUACUCCAAGGUCGAGGAAGGACAAGACCUCUGGGUCCACUUUCAAAAAGCAUUCUACAGCUGGAAGUGACUUAGAUGAUGAGAUAGCUGAAAUAUCUGAAGAGACAGAAGAAUCACCUUCCAUUGUAGAAGAGGACCAGCAAACAGGGAGCAGUGAAGAAGACACCAAUGGAGAUACUACUGAAAAGGAGAAAAUUAUGAAGAAACCAACAUCAGCAAGAGUUUCUAAAGAAGGCAUGAAAAGUGAAAAUAUAAAGAAAAAAUAUCCUGAAGAGUAUUUAGGCGAGUCAGACCAUGACACCGAAGAUGUCCCUGACACUACUGAAUCAGACAUGCCUAGUGAUUCCACAUCCUUUUAA